AUGUGGUAUGAUAAUGAAAGGGUUCCAGAAGAAGAGGGAGUUAGUAAGUUACUGAUUGGAAAAACACUUGCGUAUUUUCCAAAGUACGCAGAAGAUGAAGAUUGUCAUAUGUUGAAGAAAAAGGAAGAUGAAGAAGAAUUAAAUCUCAGUUACAAGGAAGGGAAAGGAAAUUAUGAAAGGGUAAAACCAAAGGGUGAUAAUGACAAUGGGGGAAUUGAAGAGAACAUGGAUACAAUAGAAAAAAAAAUGAACAGUUCAGGUAACACUGACAAUUUGGAUACAAUAGAAGAUAUGGAGAAUGGAAACUCUGGGUGUUAUCAGAUUAACGAGACGAUCCAGGACGAUAUAGAAAUUAUGGAAGGGGUGGAUAGUGUCAUUUUCAACGAAAAGGAAUAUAUACUUGUUGAACAGAGAUUAGGAAGAACAAUUAUACCAUUAAAUCCAGAGUUAUUAUCCCAAUCCACAUUAGAACAAGAUAUUAUAGAUGGAUAUCUAAGUGAAAUACAUAAAAAUGUACAUAAGUAUUCUAUUCUUACUGAAUAUUCAUUUCUAGUGAAUGAAAUUCCAAGGGGAUUUUAUUGCCUCCCACAACAUGAUAAUUUAUUAAUUUGGGAUGUGUUUAUCAUUUUAUACAGUACUGUUUAUAAAAAUGGAAAAUUUAAGGUCCAAAUAAAAUUAGGGGAAAAUCACCCACAUUCAAUUCCAGAAGUAUUUUUCCUAUCCCCCGUCUUUCAUCCUUUAAUAAAUCCAAAAACUGGGAAAUUAAAUUUAGGAAACAUUUUAAACCAGUGGACACCAAGUUGUCAUUAUAUGUCUUUAAUUUUUUUAUACAUAAAAAAUAUUUUCUAUUUACAAGAUGAGUACACGAAAGAUAUAAUUGAAAAUGAUCAAGCACACUUCCUGCUCAACAGUGAUAAAGAGUUGUUUCUACACAAGGUACAUGAGUGUAUUGAACAAUCCAAUUAUUCCAUUUACCAACAGGUAAAUAACUGCAUGUUUAACUUUGAUACCCACUUGGCUAGUCAGGAAAUUACUGAUAUGCUCCAUAAGGUAAAAAAAGAUCCAUUAUGCCAUAAAAAAGCAGAGGCAUUCAUACACUGGUUAAUAAACGAUUACUCAAGUGGGGGGGGUGUCUCGUGA
Plasmodium gonderi is the source of this 1140-nucleotide messenger RNA. RefSeq names its product ubiquitin-conjugating enzyme E2. The transcript has a single exon. The coding region runs from base 1 to 1140 and encodes 379 amino acids. The record is from RefSeq and is a predicted model, not a curated record. Lineage: Eukaryota; Apicomplexa; Aconoidasida; Haemosporida; Plasmodiidae.